Scheffersomyces stipitis CBS 6054 is the source of this 1602-nucleotide messenger RNA. RefSeq lists its product as uncharacterized. Gene Ontology annotation, molecular function: poly-pyrimidine tract binding; pre-mRNA 3'-splice site binding. Gene Ontology annotation, cellular component: U2-type prespliceosome; nuclear speck; U2AF complex. The transcript has a single exon. The record is from RefSeq and is a predicted model, not a curated record. The annotation marks the transcript as partial. NCBI's taxonomy places the organism in Eukaryota, Fungi, Ascomycota, Pichiomycetes, Serinales, Debaryomycetaceae.
GACCGUAAGAGAGAAAGAGAUUCGUAUUCUCCGAGAUAUGAGCCCAGGAAAAAUGAACAUAGAUCUGGAAAUCGCGAUCGUAGCCCGCGGAGAACAGAUUCGUAUAGAGGCGACCACAGAGAAAGAGACCAUUACCGAGGCCAAUAUAGAGAACGCAGGGAUAUCCGAGAGAGAGAAAUACCCGACUCACCGUCUUCCAGAGAUCUGUCUAUGGCGAGAGAAAAACUUACAGAAACAAGUAAAAAGGAAGAGUAUUCCAAGAAUGAGUUGCAAAAGAAGAUAAAAGAAUUAUCUCAGCAAUUGUCUGCUUUGAAUGAUGUAGAGUCAAUUGAAGAUAAGACAGUCAUAGACUCACGUUGGGGAGUUAAGCCCAAAGGUUUUGAAGAAGUUACAGCGCAAAGAGCAAAGCUUUCUGGAUUAUUCCCUUUGCCUGGAUAUCCGAGACCGGUAGAUUUCACUAAGUUAGAGGGUAUGGUUAAAGACAGAUCAAACAACAAGAACGACAUCUUGUUUGAAAUGUCUCAUAUUGACCCUGUAGAUGCUAAAAGUUCUAGACUUUUGAUUCUCCAUGGUGUCGACUUUGACAAAAUAAACCACUUGAAGGUGGUUGACUACCUUAACAGCUACUUGAAAAAGAUAGAUAUUGAAGAAACUUCUUUAUCCAACAACAUUGACGACAAAAGAAAAACAAAAGAUGACAAGAGUUUGAUCGUAGAGUUCCACAAUAGUACUUGUUGUACUAUUAUAUCAUCGCUAGUAAAACUUCAGCUCAAAUUUAAUGAGUUCAAGGACGAUGCAGAGCUUGCUCAUCACGAAGAGGAGACGUUUACAAUUAAGUUUGAAAGGCCCAACGAAUACGUGGUUCAAACUUUACCUCCUUAUACCAAACAAGAUGAAGACAUAAAAGAGAAAGUAGUUGAUUCACCGAGAAAAAUUACCCUAAAGUUUUCGCCUGAAACCACUGAAACACAAAUAAUUACUGAAUUGAAUCUUUAUUCGCCAGUAAGAGCCUUCCAAAUGUUCAGAGAAGUUGGUACCAAAGUAUCGUUGGGUAUGGCAUUUGUUGAAUUUUUCAUUGAUCCGGCCUCCUACAAGCACACCGAUCAAGUUAUUGAAAGACUCCAAGAACUACUUCAAAAGCUUGAUCAGUCUCAAAUAAUCGACGAAGCAUUCUUUUCGUGUAUUAUUCCACACAAAACGAGUAUCCAAGAUUGCCAAAUCAACUUUGAUAGUUUGAAACACUUGGUGAGAAACGAGAAUGUGUCCACACAUCCUAAGCUGAGAGUUAUUCAGUUGCUCAAUGUUGUUACUCCGAAAGAUUUAGUCGAAGAUUCCAAUUACCAGUUUAUAUUGAAAGAUAUUAAAAGAGAAGCUUCACGAAUUGGAACUGUGGUAUCAAUCAAGAUUCCCAGACCUGCCAAUGAAUUCACGCCAGGUUUGGCACAAUUCAGUGUUCCUGGUCUAGGCAAAGUGUUCAUCGAAUUUGAAGACGAAGAAGUGGCUUUUAGAGCUAUCAUGGAGUUAGCUGGAAGGCUGUAUAACGACCGCUGUGUUAUCUGUGCUUUCUACAAUGUCGACGACUACAGAAUGGGAUUGUACUAG